This is a messenger RNA of Lolium rigidum, 2035 nucleotides long. Its product is annotated as O-fucosyltransferase 1-like. Gene Ontology annotation, cellular component: trans-Golgi network; cytoplasm; endosome. Lineage: Eukaryota; Viridiplantae; Streptophyta; Magnoliopsida; Poales; Poaceae. The record is from RefSeq and is a predicted model, not a curated record. The transcript is spliced from 9 exons. Bases 80 to 1636 code for a protein of 518 amino acids.
AGUGACUCCCAGUCCCAGAUCUGAGCGCCUGUCGUGCUCAGUUCCCCAUCCGCCUCCGAAACCUAACCCCGCGAUCCCAAUGCGCAGGAGUCCUGGAGAGGCGUCGCUCCGCCGCCGCCGCGCGCCGGUUCGGCUUUGUGUCGCCUUGGCGGCGCUCGUCGCUUGCACUAUCUGGCUCUGGUCCUCCUCCGCCGGCCUCACCCUUGCCUCCUACAAGGCCCAUGAUGUUGAUGUAAAUAAGUUGUGGAGAACUGCGGAAUCAAAGGGUUGGAGAGCUUCUUCUGCCCCACGAUCAUAUUGGCCUCCCCCACCAACUGAGUUUGAGACUAAUGGGUACUUGCGUGUCCGAUGCAAUGGCGGCUUGAACCAACAACGUACCGCGAUUUGCAAUGCUGUUGUUGCUGCACGAAUAAUGAAUGCUACACUAGUGCUGCCAGAAUUAGAUACAAACUCUUUCUGGCAUGAUGAGAGUGGUUUUGUAGGUAUUUAUGAUGUUCCCCACUUCAUCAAGACAUUAAAAUACGAUGUCCGUAUUAUUACGAGCUUUCCAGAAAUCUCUACAAACGGAAAAUCGAAGAAGCUGAAAGCCCACCAGAUCCGGCCACCUCGAGAUGCACCGGUAACUUGGUAUAAAACAGUUGCUUUGGAGAAAAUGAAGAAUUAUGGGGCUAUCUAUUUGACUCCAUUUUCACAUCGCAUGGCAGAAGAUAUAAAUGAUCCAGAGAUCCAGAGAUUGCGAUGCAGGGUGAAUUACCAUGCAUUACGAUUCAAGCCUAACAUCAUGAAAACAAGCAGUGAGAUAGUGAAUAAGCUCCGCUCAGAAGGCCAUUUCAUGUCAAUUCAUCUUCGGUUUGAGAUGGAUAUGCUUGCUUUUGCUGGGUGCAUUGAUAUAUUUACACCUCAAGAACAGAAAAUGCUGAUCAAGUACCGCAAGGAAAAUUUUGCAGAAAAAGAACUUGUCUAUAGGGAAAGACGGCUCAUUGGAAAGUGCCCUUUAACUCCAGAAGAGGUAGGUCUUAUUCUUCGUGCGAUGGGAUUUGAUAAUACAACUCACAUCUACCUUGCUUCUGGUGAGCUGUUUGGUGGGAAACACUUCAUGAGGCCCUUCAAGGUUAUGUUUCCACGCCUAGAAAACCAUAGCUCAGUUGGACAUGGAAAGCUGGAAGAAAAUACCCGAGGGCUGGCAGGUUCUGCAGUUGAUUACAUGGUCUGUCUCCUAUCAGAUAUUUUUGUGCCUACAUAUGAUGGUCCAAGCAACUUUGCAAACAACCUCAUGGGUCACCGCCUAUAUUAUGGUUUCCGUACCACUGUCACACCAAACCGAAAGGCCCUUGCUCCUCUAUUCAUGGACAGAGAGGAAGGUCAGACAGCUGGUUUUGAAGAGCGAGUGAAGCAGGUCAUGCUGACCUCGCAUUUUGGUGGCCCCCACAAGCGCAUUCAUCCAGAGUCUUUCUAUACAAACUCAUGGCCAGAGUGCUUUUGCCAGGUGAAUCCUGUGAAUCGUGCGGAUGAAUGCCCACCAGACAAUAUAUACGAGGUUCUGGAGAAUCAAUUUCUGAGUGAAGAAGGUUUAGGAGAAGUGAAAGCCACUAAUCAGGCAGACUCAACCAGCCAACCAGAGGAGAGUACGAUUUAACUGAGCAACCAAGCUAUUUAUUGCCUGAGAUCAUGUAUCACCUACCAGGCUAUUACAUUUUCGAUGGAUGAAUUGAGGAUUUUUGGGGUAUUGAUGGCCCAAGAUGAUAACAUGCUCAAGUGAGAGGUUCAGCUUAACCAGAACUAUUAGGAUGUGAGAGACUGAAAGCACAACUACGAGAGGACUGAAUUAGACAGAGAUCUGUCAACCAUGUUUUCGCAGAGAAAACUAUACACGUUCUGUCAAAUAGUAACUGUUCAUUGAGUGUAGGACGUGGUGCGUGAUGAGGGUAACAAUGGCUGGAAAUGUAUCUACGGGAUGUUAUAGCAGAAUGUGUAGUAACUCACUGUACCAGCCUAUGUUUUUUUUCCCACAGUUAUGCAUAUACUACUAGCUAAA